Molecule: messenger RNA, 1919 nt
Organism: Sinocyclocheilus grahami
Lineage: Eukaryota; Metazoa; Chordata; Actinopteri; Cypriniformes; Cyprinidae
Product: 7SK snRNA methylphosphate capping enzyme-like
Exons: 2
Coding region: 505-1887 (460 amino acids)
Biological process (GO): snRNA modification
Molecular function (GO): snRNA binding; O-methyltransferase activity; RNA methyltransferase activity
Source: RefSeq, a predicted model, not a curated record
GGUCCGCGCUGGUGUAUAUAAGCGCGCGGGGCUGCUGUGCUACAGCGCGAGAUGGAGCUGCGCGAGCUCACGCACUUGUGAAUGUUGGAGAGAGCAAAGUCUGUUUUUAGUCGUCACUAUUUUAGAGAGUACGUGUAAUAUUUACAGUAGCUCAGUACGGGUUUGUACGCGGCUCAGAGGGCGCUUUAUAUAGUGUGCAGUGUGAGGUGUUUUUGUGUGAUUUUCGCGCGCGUGUUUACUCACAGCUCGAGAAGGCGGAGAAACGAUCGCGCUUAGUGUGUGUGUGUGUGUGUGUGUGUGUGUGUGAGAGAGAGAGAGGUAACGUAGGUGUGUGUUUGGGUCUCGCAUUAUUCAUGAGCAGAGCGGUGGCUCCUCCUAGGGGGCGUGGUUAUUCAAAUUAGCUAGGCGUGGUGUUAGUUGAGUGGCAGGUGUAACACGUGGGUCACAAGCACAUUAAUGCACCAACUACACUGACUAGUCAAUCGUGUUAUUAGAGGCGGAUGGAUGUCUGUUCAGAGUGAGCUUCCAGCCGCCGGCGGGGCGAGUUUGCACACCCGUCCUCCGCCCGUCGCCGUCCAGGAUGAGCGGAGCGCUAACAUGGUGCUAACCGAGCUCGCCGCCAAUCACGUGACCCCUCAGGACGAGCCGAUCAAAAACGGCCUGCAGUCGCGAGGCGAGACGCAGACGCAGAAACUGAGCAAGCGGCGCUACACUGUGAGCGUAGGCUUCAAACACCCGAGCCUCAGUAAACGCCGACGCCGCGCAAACUCCGAAUGCGACCCGGUGCUGCCCUCCAACUUCCUGCUGGGCGGGAACAUCUUCGACCCGCUGAAUCUCAACAGCCUACUGGACGAGGAGGUCAGUAAGGCGCUCAACGCCCAGACGCCCAAAUCCUCGCCGCUUCCCAGGAAAAGCAGAGACCCGGUGGAGAUCCUGAUUCCCAAAGACAUCACCGACCCGCUGAAUCUGAGCGGCCGCGGCGGAGACUCGGCGGCGGGCGUGUUAGUGUCGCCCUUGAAGAGCCGGCGCCGACAUCGCAACCGACACCAUCCGGGAGCGCCCGCUGAGCCUUCCGAUGGCGAGAGGUCAAAGGUCAACGACGGGUCGGGCGUGUCCGUUAGUAUAAAGGAGUCACCAUGUUCUUACGAACUCAACACGUCAAUCAACUGCCGUGACGAAGUGGUGCCACCCAUUCUCCCGCGGCGACGGCCACGCCCUUCCUCGUUAAGCUCCGCCCCCCAGGCGCAGCCGUCCAAACACAGGAAGCGCAGACAAACCAACAGCCGCUCGGACCGCCUGUCCAUCACGCCGACUAAGCAGACGGUUGUGCACAGCCAGGCGUUCCACACUCCUGUUGUGGGCGGAGUCAGCGGAGCUCCGCCUCCGGGGGUGGAGAAAACCCCACACAAGACACCCCGCACUUUCCAGUACGGAAGCUACAGCCGUUACUACGGUUACCGCACGCCGUCGCCGAGCGCAGACCCACGCUUGGCCGUGUUUAGACCCGAGUGGUUCCGUGGGAAGAAGGUCCUGGAUGUGGGCUGCAGCAUGGGUCAUGUGACCCUCGCCAUCGCCGGGUACUGGAGCCCAGAGCGCAUGCUGGGCGUGGACAUCGACGGAGCGCUGGUGCGCAUCGCCCGGCAGAACCUGCGCUACUUCCUGUCCGAGAUGACCGGGUCGAGAGGCGGGCCGCCGGGGGAGGGGUCAGAGGUCAGAGGUCAGAUGGGGUUGGCGCCUCUGAUGGGCCUGGAUCUGGAGCGCGGUCAGGCGUUACGCAGGUUUCCUGUGUCCUUCACGCGCUGCCGCGGACCCAUCGCCGCUCCUCCCAUAAUGCCUCACUCCCCCGGCCUGUUCCCCGGCAACGUCUACUUCCUGAAGGUGACGUGAGAGUGUGUGUGUGUGAGAGUGUGUGUGUGUGA